UUUCGUGUUCAAUGGCGAGUUUCAUAGUGAAUGCGAGAAACGCAUCUAUGGAGUGGCAGUACCCGUGGUUUGAAGUUUCCUGUCUGGCUGUCUCUAUGCUCUGGCUAUCCUCCAUGUUCCUGCUCCAAUUUUCAUUCGAGUCAUAUGCACGAAGAGUUAGGCUUUCGAAAUCCGUCAACUGUCAAAUGAUAAGUAGUAGCAGCAGCAGCAGUAGUAGUUGUAGUAGCAGUAGUAGCUGAGGGCAGGUGGUAGGUGAGAGAAUCACAAUGGCAGCCGAAAUCAAGCCCGCGCCCGGGAUGAACCAGGACAAGUUCAGCUCCAAGAAGCCUAUACUUCUGUCGAAGCUCGAAGGUUGCAAUGACGACGUCAAUGCCGCCGUUAUCAUUCCCAGGGUUGACGGCGUCAUCAGCGUCUGCGACGACAGAACUGUCAGAGUUUGGUUGAAACGUGACUCAGGACAAUACUGGCCAAGCGUAUGCAUGUACAUGGUUGCAGCACCAAUCUCUCUUGAUUUUUGUCCUGAAACCAGACAGCUGUUUGUUGGAUUAGAUAAUGGAGUUUUUAUUGGAAAGCGAUUACAAUCGUAUGACAGCCAUUCGAGAAUACAUGGCUCAUCAAGCAAGAGUUGCUGCAGUAGUUUUUUCUUUGAGCUGUGAAUGGGUACUUAGUAUAGGUAGAGACAAAUUGUUCCAGUUCCACAGUACUGAAAAUGGAAAGGAUCACAUCAAAUAAUAUGUUCAAUAAUCCAAAAGGUAACGUCUACAAAAAGUUGCUGUACCACAUGCAUGGAACAUACACCUACAACAUGUUUCUACACAAUAUGGAGGAGUCUUUUGGAAGAAAUAUAAAUCUCGAUAAAAAAAUUUGUGUUUAUUUGAAAAAUUAUUCAUGUUUGUAUGAUAAAACACAUGAAAACUAUUAUUUAAUAAAAGUCAAAGAUAAGGCUUUCAAUGAAAUAGCUGCUAAAAUUAAUUCUGACAAAGAGUUAAAUGUCCUAUUGACUGGUGCUAUUGUAAGAAAGGAAUGGGAAAAUAUAAGAAGGACUUUUGUUAGAAAAUUUAACAAACCUCAUUUAAGCAAGUACUACUUAUACAAUGAACUUCAAUUUCUCAUCCCUCACGUCAUGAAAAAAUACCAGUGUUUGGGAUCAACAGAAAGUGAUGAGCCGUCAACAUCAAAAACUCAAGAUAUUGAAGUAUGUAGUGAAAAGAAUGAUAAAAUCAUUCCACCAGUAAGCCAAUGUUACUUUAAUAAGAAAACUCAUCUCGAAGAAUUAGAAAUGAAAGUUUUAAAAAAUACAAGUACAGCUAUGGAAAAUAUAAACAUUUUAAUGAAGGAUAGUGAUAAUGAAGAGAUUAAAGAUAAUUUUGUACUAUGUAUACAGCAAAGUUUGCAGUAUGUCCCAUCAACCCAUGUGUUGGAAUGUGUUAAUGGGAUAUUAACUAUUAUGGAUAAGUUUAUGAUAUCUAAUGAAGAAUAAAUAUUAAAAAUAAAGACUAA
Phymastichus coffea is the source of this 1500-nucleotide messenger RNA. RefSeq lists its product as uncharacterized. Gene Ontology annotation, biological process: regulation of transcription by RNA polymerase II. The transcript has 6 exons. NCBI's taxonomy places the organism in Eukaryota, Metazoa, Arthropoda, Insecta, Hymenoptera, Eulophidae. Bases 710 to 1480 code for a protein of 256 amino acids. Gene Ontology annotation, cellular component: nucleus; transcription regulator complex. The record is from RefSeq and is a predicted model, not a curated record.